This is a messenger RNA of Lactuca sativa (garden lettuce), 725 nucleotides long. RefSeq names its product putative histone H2A.3. The record is from RefSeq and is a predicted model, not a curated record. Gene Ontology annotation, molecular function: DNA binding; structural constituent of chromatin; protein heterodimerization activity. Gene Ontology annotation, cellular component: nucleosome. Lineage: Eukaryota; Viridiplantae; Streptophyta; Magnoliopsida; Asterales; Asteraceae.
CCGCCGUUCAUUUCAAUGGAUGAAAAUCAACGGUGGAGACUCUCGAUCCGCGUCAUCUGUUCUUAUUGGCUGUCUUUAACCCCUACGCAACCUAUAAAAACACCAAGCAGCCAUUACAUCGUCAUCUACAUUCUACCAACAUCUCACUACUACACUUCAGUUUUAAAAGUCCAAGCAAUGGCCGGAAGAGGAAAGUCGAUUAAGUCCACCGCCGUGGCCAAGAAGUCGACAUCUCGUAGCAGCAAGGCCGGACUCCAGUUUCCGGUUGGUCGUAUCGCUCGUUUCCUCCGAACCGGAAAGUACGCUGACCGGAUCGGUGGCGGUGCUCCUGUUUAUCUCGCCGCCGUCAUGGAGUACCUUGCGGCUGAGGUUCUUGAGUUGGCCGGAAAUGCCGCCAGAGACAACAAGAAAACUCGAGUUGUGCCUCGGCAUAUACAGUUAGCUGUGAGAAACGAUGAAGAGUUGAGUAGAUUGCUUGGAGCUGUUACGAUUGCUAAUGGCGGAGUGAUGCCCAACAUUCACGCUCACUUGCUUCCAAAGAAGGCGUCUGUUGCAUCUUCUAAAGAUGAUGAAUAGGUUUCCGAUUAGGAUUUUGGAUUGGUUUCUCUGUUGUGGUGGCAUUCGAUUGUGAAUGAUAGAUUUGGGGAAUAUAAUUUGAUUAUGCAAUUGUAAUUCAAAAUUAUGAAUGAUGUUGUAUCUAAUGGAAUGUCGAUUGAUUAGUUGAA